AUGGGGCCUGAAGAGAUUGUGGUUUUAGUAACGGGUGGAUCUGGUUUAGUGGGACAGGGUAUCAAGAGUAUUAUAGAGGAUGAAAGACAACUGGACCCAAAUACACAAAAAGAGCAGUGGAUAUUUUGCGGUUCAAAAGAUGCUGAUCUAAGGAAUAAAACUGAGACUGAGGCAUUGUUUGAAAAAUAUAAGCCUACACAUGUAAUUCACCUCGCUGCUAUGGUUGGAGGGUUGUUUCAUAACAUGGCACAUAAUCUUGACUUCUUUAGAGAUAAUAUGUCCAUAAAUGACAAUGUGCUGUAUGCUAGCUAUAAGUAUAAAGUGAAAAAAGUAGUUUCAUGCUUGUCCACUUGUAUAUUUCCUGAUAAAGUUACAUAUCCUAUUGAUGAGACAAUGGUUCAUAAUGGUCCACCACAUACAUCAAAUUAUGGCUACAGUUAUGCCAAAAGAAUGAUUGAUAUUUUGAACCGAGGGUACCAUGAUCAGCAUGGUUGUAAAUUUACUUCUGUCAUCCCAUGUAAUGUCUUUGGUCCCCAUGAUAAUUUCUCUCUUACAUCAAGCCAUGUUAUCCCAGCACUUAUUCGUCGGAUGGAUGAUGCAAUGAAUAAUGGUGACUCUACAUUCUCAGUGUGGGGUAGUGGCACUCCCCUCCGUCAAUUUAUAUAUUCACUUGACAUCGCUAAGCUGUUUGUCUGGACACUACGGCAUUAUGAUAGCAUCGAACCCCUGAUAUUGUCAGUUGAUGAAGAAGACGAAGUAUCCAUUAGUAAAGCAGCCGAAGCUAUAAAGAAAGCACACGGUUUCACUGGAGAAAUUAUAUACGAUACAAGCAAAGCAGAUGGACAGUACAAGAAAACAGCGUCAAAUAAGAAGUUGCGUUUGCUAUAUAGAGACUUCACGUUCACUCCCUUCGAGCAAGCUAUACAUGAAACUGUAACUUGGUUCAAAGAAAAUAGGGAACACGUUAGACUAUAA
Messenger RNA from Leptosia nina, 975 nucleotides. Lineage: Eukaryota; Metazoa; Arthropoda; Insecta; Lepidoptera; Pieridae. The record is from the annotation of a GenBank genome assembly.